Macadamia integrifolia is the source of this 4716-nucleotide messenger RNA. Its product is annotated as ABC transporter C family member 3-like. The record is from RefSeq and is a predicted model, not a curated record. Gene Ontology annotation, cellular component: plant-type vacuole; vacuolar membrane. Gene Ontology annotation, biological process: transmembrane transport. The transcript has 10 exons. Gene Ontology annotation, molecular function: ATP binding; ABC-type transporter activity; ATP hydrolysis activity. NCBI's taxonomy places the organism in Eukaryota, Viridiplantae, Streptophyta, Magnoliopsida, Proteales, Proteaceae. The coding region runs from base 22 to 4374 and encodes 1450 amino acids.
UCCUGGGCUCAUCAGAGGCGUAUGAUGCCUACCCUUGAAAAUUCAAAACCAUGGUUAAAGAAUACGUACUUUUUAUACUAUUGGUCAGCCUUUAUAUCUUGCAUAGGCCUAUCUUUAUGUGAUCUUCUACUAUGCUUGUUAAACUACCUGUCUGGGUACAGGCAUGAUUGGUCUGAUCAAAAGUUUGUUGCCCAAUUAGAUUUUGCAUUCAGAGCACUCACUUGGUUUGUGAUCUCUGCUUAUUUGCACAUUCAGUUUUCUCAUUCAAGUGAGCGCAAAUUCCCCACUGUAUUAAGGAUUUGGUGUGCCUUCUACUUCCUAAUGUCUUGCUCAUAUCUUUUUAUACACCUUGGUUUGUAUUGGAAACAAUUGUGCUUACCAUUCCUACUAUGGGUCUCCGAUAUUGUAUCCAUUAUUGCUACUUUGUUCUUUUGUUAUGCUGGGUUGUUUGGCAGGGAGCAAGAAGGAGAAGAAAUCCAUAUUUUGGAUCCCCUUUUGAAAAUUAGUCCUAGUCGAAACAAUGGUGACAACGGACAAGGAUCAAGUGUUGGUGGCGAGAGUGUAACUCCUUAUGCAAAUGCAAAUCUUCUUAGUAUUUUUACUUUUUCUUGGAUGGAUCCUUUGCUUGCACUCGGGUAUAAAAAAACAUUGGAGCUUGAAGAUGUUCCUCAACUUGCCAAGUGUGAUAGUGCUAAUGUGGUCUUUGCUCGUUUUAGAGAAAAACUUGAAUGUGAUGCUUGUGGCGACAAUGGUAAUGGUGGUCAGGUAAGCACACUCAAGCUGGGGAAGAUAUUGAUUCUCUCCAUGUGGAAAGAAAUUGUAUGGACGGCUCUAUAUUCCAUUGUAUGCACAAUGGCUUCUUAUGUAGGACCAUACCUUAUUAAAGCCUUUGUCCAAUAUCUCAAUAGCCGCCACCAGCUAAAAUAUAAAGGCUAUAUGCUAGUAUUUAUUUUCUUUCUUUCAAAGCUUAUAAGGUGCCUCUCAGAUAGGCACUUAUCCUUUUUAUUGAGAAAGAUGGCAAUUAAGGUCCGUGUCGCCUUGUUUGCAAUAAUCUAUAAGAAGGGUCUUAGGCUUUCAAGCCAAUCAAAACAGGGCCACACCAGUGGGGAGAACACCAAUUUGAUUAGUGUUGAUAUCGAGAGAACUGGCCUUUUCAGUUGGUACUUGCACGAUAUAUGGAUAGUGCCUCUUCAAUUUAUUCUAGCAUUCUUGAUCUUGUACAAGAGCCUUGGGCUUGCUUCACUUGUAGCUUUUGUUUCCACAGUGAUUUUGCUAAGUGCAAAUGUUCCACUUGGAAGACUACAAGAGAGAUAUCAGGUAGGAUUGAUGGAUUCAAAGGAUCGAAGGAUGAAGGUGACAUCUGAGGCUCUGCGGAAUAUAAAGAUUCUCAAGCUCCAAGGCUGGGAGAUGAAGUUCUUAGCCAAGAUAAUUGAGCUCAGGACCUUUGAAACAAGAUGGUUAAAAAAGUUACUUUAUACGUUAACUAUGACUUCCUUUGUCUACUUGUCUGCUCCCAUGUUUGUAUCCAUGGUUACUUUUGCUUUUUGUAUCCUUAUGGGAAUUCCGCUAGAGUCAGGGAACAUUCUGUCUGCAAUUGCAACAUUUGAGAUAUUGCAAGGGCCCAUAUAUAUUCUUCCAGACUUAAUCUCCAUGGUAGUUCAGACUAAAGUUUCCCUUGAUAGGUUAGCUUCAUUCAUCAAUCUCGAUGACCAUCCAAAUAUAGUACAGAAGAUUCCAAGAGAUAGUGUUGAGGUAGCAGUCGAGAUGGUUAAGGGAAAUUUCUCUUGGGACCUUGAUUCCCCCAAUCUCACAUUAAAAGAUCUUAAUUUCCGAGUGUAUCAUGGUAUGAGAGUGGCUAUUUGUGGUUCUAUUGGGUCAGGCAAGUCAAGUCUACUUUCAUGCAUAUUGGGGGAAGUGCCAAAGGUAUCUGGAACCAUUAAGUUGAAUGGGACAAAGGCCUAUGUUGCACAAUCACCUUGGAUACAAAGUGGAAAAAUAGUAGACAAUAUAUUAUUUGGUAAGGAGAUGGACAUAGAAAAAUAUGAGAUGAUCCUCGAAGCAUGUUCAUUGAAGAAGGAUCUAGAAUUAUGUGCCUUUGGGGACCAGACCAUCAUAGGGGAGAGGGGGAUAAACUUGAGUGGUGGACAGAAGCAAAGAAUCCAGAUUGCACGUGCUUUAUACUAUGAUGCUGAUAUUUAUCUACUCGAUGAUCCCUUUAGUGCUGUGGAUGCUCACACAGGAACUCAUCUUUUCAAGGAGUGUUUGCUGGGACUUAUGGGUUCAAAAACAGUAAUAUAUGUUACCCACCAAGUAGAGUUUUUAUCUUCCGCUGAUCUUAUCCUGGUUAUGAGAAAUGGAAGGAUUACUCAAGCAGGAAAGUACGACGAAAUUCUUAGUUCAGGAACUGAUUUUAUGGAAAUAGUGGAUGCACAUAAGAAAGCUUUGGCAAGCCUCAAUUCUGUCAAGCGUGGAACUUGUUUGGAUAAUAUAACUAAUGGUAAGGAAGAUAGUAUUAUAAUAUGUAGCGAGAAGUCUAUUCAAGAUGAUAAGGAAAUCGAACCCGAAAACUACAAAAUAGAAAAACCCGUUGGGUCAGAAGGACAACUUGUCCAAGAAGAAAAGAGAGAAAAUGGUGGAGUUAGUAUUUCAGUCUACUGGAAGUAUUUUACUACAGCAUAUAAAGGGGCUUUUGUACCAUUGAUAUUGUUGGCACAAAUUCUUUUUCAGCUUCUCCUAAUUGUUAGUAGUUAUUGGAUGGUGUUGGCUACUCCCGUUUCAAGGGAUAUGAGAUCUUAUGUUAGAGAAUCCACUCUCAUCUGUGUUUAUGUUGCUUUAACCCUUGGAAGUUCUCUUUGUAUACUUAUAAGGUCCAUGCUCACUGUAACCGUUGGAUAUAAGACAGCCACAACGCUCUUCAACAAAAUGCAUUUUUGCAUUUUUCGUGCUCCCUUGUCAGUUUUUGAUUCUACCCCAAGUGGAAGGAUUUUAAAUCGGGCAUCCAUAGAUCAAAGUGCAAUUGAUACCUCUAUUCCACAUCAAAUUGAAGAACUUCUUAUCUCAAUCAUAGGAUUUAUCGGAACUGCUGCAGUAAUGUCACAGGUUGCAUGGCAAAUGUUAAUAGUUUUUAUUCCGAUGAUAGCGGCAUGCAUCUGGUACCAGAAAUACUACAUAGCUGCGGCACAAGAACUUUCACGGCUAGCCAGAGUAUGUCAAGCUCCAAUUAUACAACAUUUUGCUGAAUCUAGUUUAGGUUCAACCACCAUCAGGUGCUUUGAUCAAGAAGAGAGGUUUAUGGAUACAAACCUCAAACUGGUGGAUAGGUAUUCCCGGCCCAAAUUUCAUCUCUCUGGUGCAAUGGAGUGGUUAUUCUUCCGCAUGGAUAUACUGACAUCCAUCACAUAUGUCAUCUCUUUGGUUUUCUUGAUCUCAAUGCCUAAAGAAGUACUCAAACCUGGUGUCAUGGGUUUAGCAGUCACGUAUGGGCUUCGUUUUAGUAUGCAUGCGGUCAUAUGGGAUCUUAGCAUACUUGAGAAUAAAAUGAUAUCUGUUGAGAGAAUGUUGCAGUACACUUGCAUCCCUAGUGAACCCCCUUUGUUGAUAGAAGAAAGUGGACUAGGUCAUGAAUGGCCUUCACAAGGGAAAGUUGACAUUAUUGACCUGAAGGUCAGGUAUGCUCCACACCAUCCUCUUGUCUUGCAAGGUCUCACUUGCACUUUCCCUGGAGGGAUGAAGAUUGGCAUCGUUGGGCGCACGGGAAGUGGGAAAUCAACGCUCGUACAGACUCUCUUCCGUGUGCUUGAACCUGCAGCCGGUCAGAUUUGGAUAGAUGGUAUAAACAUCUCCAAGAUUGGCCUUCAUGACUUGCGGUCAAGAUUGAGCAUCAUCCCACAAGAGCCGACAAUGUUUGAGGGAACUCUAAGAAACAACCUUGACCCACUUGAAGAGUACACUGACGAACAAAUAUGGGAGGCUUUAGACAAAUGCCAGCUUGGUGAUGAAGUCAGAAAUAAGGAAGGGAAGCUUGAUUCUACAGUGACUGAGAAUGGAGAGAAUUGGAGCAUGGGACAAAGGCAGCUAGUCAGUUUAGGGCGGGUAUUGCUCAAGAGGAGCAAAGUGUUAAUACUCGAUGAAGCUACUGCAUCAGUGGAUACUAAAACUGACUAUCUAAUUCAGCAAACGCUUAGGGAACACUUCUCAGGGUCUACUGUCAUCACAAUUGCACAUAGAAUAACAUCAAUUCUUGAUACCGAUAUGGUCCUCCUUCUGGAUAAUGGCAUUGUACUGGAAUAUGAUGCCCCAACAAAAUUGCUAGAGAUCAAGUCCUCAUCAUUUGCAAAGCUUGUUCAGGAGUAUAUUCAAAGAUGUGGUUCCUAGUUUUUAGAAGGCCAAAAAAGUGAUAUUUGAAUGAUCAAAUGUAAGCAGGGUGCAUGAGGCUAAAGUGAAUUGCUUUUGAGCAUGAUUAAUAUAUGUUGGGAGAUGAGAAGGAAAUAGAAGAGGCUAGCUGUAAUUGUUUGAGUUGGCAUAGGCAUUCAGUUAAGGUAAUUGCGUAUGGAGUACUUAGAGCAACAAAGGAUCUUAUAAGAAUGUCACAAAUGGAACUGUAAAAUUGAUCCAUGGAAGCCUCUUUGAACCACCAGCCGUAUGCCAUAAUCAGCCAUUCCCAUUUCAAGUGUAUUAUUGUCAUGCUUUUUGGAAAGUAAAAGUAUACGAAAUAGA